Molecule: messenger RNA, 2823 nt
Organism: Dissoconium aciculare CBS 342.82
Lineage: Eukaryota; Fungi; Ascomycota; Dothideomycetes; Mycosphaerellales; Dissoconiaceae
Exons: 3
Coding region: 1-2823 (940 amino acids)
Source: RefSeq, a predicted model, not a curated record
AUGGAGGUCACGGCGGCAUCAGUCGUCGUGCCAAACUCCGCCAACGACUCCCCCAGUCAUGACGGACUGCCACAGCAGCAAUAUUUCGGGCCAGCCAGUCCUGCUUCUGUGCCUUUGCCGCGCUCGCCGGUCAAACACACUCCGCAACAUUCGGUCGAGCUGUUGGAUUACAUCACGGAGCAAGAGCACGACGGCGGGCCUGGGCGCGCAGAGGGUAUCCGCGAGAUGGAGACGCCCGCGAAGAGACUCCGAUCAAGUAGGACUUGGAUCCGUGGAGAAGAACAUUCAGACACCGUGGCACGGGACCCUCGGAGACCGCUGCAGCUGUUGGACUUGCCUGUGGAUGUGCUGAAGGAUGUCGUGAAGGAGGUCACGCACACCAACGAUCUCACCUCGCUGGCUCUAUGUCACAGCGCGCUGCAUCGCCUGGCCACACCGCACAUCUACUCCCGCUUCGACAUCGUCUGGCCGGACAGCAGCACCCACUCCGAGCCUCGAUCCGGGGUCGAUGCGCUGACGUAUGGCUUGGCGACCCUGGUCAUGGCGGAGGAAGUCUUCGGCGAGGCGCCACAUCAGCGACGAGGCCCCCGAUUCGACCGGAUACACACCCCGGGCAAAGGCCGAGCAUCCGAAAUGGCGAUCCGACGGCGAAGGGGUAAUCACUAUGCACAAUUCACUCGAAAGUUCUCGCUCGGCAACGGACCCGCAGACUGGGUUCAAGAAUAUCUCAUCACCAAAGAGGGCGGGAAAAUGCUGGGUACGCUGGUCGCUCUCGCAGUCGCGCGCAUGCGUGCGCUGGAGACCUUUGUCUGGGAUAUGCCCACGGGCAUCUUGCGCGACGUCUGGCUUGCACUGUCCUCGCUGGGCGACCGGGACGACGGGAAAGAGUGUCGAUUGGAGAAGCUGUGGGUGCGCUUCCACGACAAUACCUCUGUCGAUGCCCUGGGAUCGCUCGCGGCCGCUCACCCCCCUUCGCUGAACCUUGCGGGCAUGCCGCCUGCUCUGCCGACCGCAGACGGAGCACAUGCGAGCACAUCCUACUCGGAUUCCGGCUUCGCUGCAUUGGAUCGCGUCGAGAGCCCUUCGUUCUCGAUUCUGCCGCCAAUGAAGAGUCUCAGCGUGCUCGAAAUUGACGAGCUCGCAUAUCUGGACGAGCUUGCUGUGUUGGUCGGGCACUCGGCGUCCAGACUACGCGAGUUGAGGAUCGGUAUCGCUCGCCAUGUCCAGGACAAGAAAUGGGUCAAGGUAUGGGACGGCGACCUGCAGCAGAUCGACCGCGAUCGACCGACCACGAGCCUCUUGACUGUGGGUGAAAAACGACUCGGCGGUGUCCUCGGAGUCCUUACCAGUCUGAUUUAUGAUAUCCGCAAGCCCCAGACGGAGGUUCUAAGAAGGAGUGACACGCGCAGCACUCACCCUCCGGCAUCUGUGGCGUUUGCGUUCCCGGACCCCUUCUCCCCACGAGCUGCGACUUUGGAGAAGCUGGAAACGACUCCGGAAUUCCUGACGCACUCACUACCGAAAUCGCCUAUGAAAUUUACAGCUGCGGCAAUUCCUGCUUCAGUUUCCGCACCACUGUCUCCCUCUCCGAACGACCAAGCUGAGCUCUCGUCGAAAUUGUCAUCUGUCGUGAUCGAUGAACGACUCGUGGGAACUACGCCGCUCGAAUCUCACGCAGACAAACUCCUUCCCCAACAAGAUCCCUCCAAUCUCUGUCAAAUCCUACAACUCGAAACGCUCGAAUUAGAGCGGGUCCCACUCUCAGUCCUCGUCCUCCAAAAAGCAAUCGACUGGACACGCCUCACCACCCUUACGAUCCUCAACUGCCAAAACCACGAGCAACUUUGGAAGACCCUCCGUCGGGACUUUGCUCCGACGCCCAAAUCACCCAUCUAUCCUUCCCCGCGCCGCCGUCAAAGCUCUACUCCUCGCAAGACUGGCACUCGCAUCGCCCAGAUCCCCGACGAUGUCCCGUUGGAGUAUCACCUCCAGCUGAAGAAAAUCCACACCUCAUGCGUCUCGUCGUCACUUAUCAAUUUCCUCAAAGAGACCCUCGCUCCGAAUACCCUCGAGGAGCUUUAUCUCCAGAAUGCGGAAAACACGGUCUUAACAGUUCCGAUCGAAGCCAUCUAUCGCGGUCCCAUCCGUCGGCAUCGUAGUAGUCUCAGAAAGCUCCUGAUUGACAGUUCGGAUCUGAGUUAUACCGAUGCCGGUAUGCCGCCCAGUAACAAGUGGCGCAUAUGGAUGCUCACGAGAGAAAUCCUGACCUUUGUCUGCGGCGGGAAGAUGCCGGUGCUGCGCGAGUUGGGCAUGGCCAUCGACUACCGCGACUGGCACUUCCUCCUCCAAAGUCUCCCCAACAUGCCCCACCUCCGCUCCCUCUACAUCCCCUACUUGGCCGACCACGUCCACGGCAGCGGCGUCGACCCGCGUGAACUCGCGCUGCAAUUCGUGGACAUUGUCGCUCUACGCCCGGAGGUCGAACUCUGCUACAUGGGCAUCGCGAACAAAUGUUUUGAGAUCCUCGAGAACCGCCACUUUUCCCCUCGCGGCGGCCGCGACCUCGACGACGAUGACACCGAUGCCAACACCGACAGCGACGUCAUCUCGGACGAAGAGGAAGCCGAGGACGACGACGAUGACGACGAUGACGAUGACGAUGACGAUGAAGAUAGCGACGUCAUCACCAUCGACGAGGAUCUGGACGAUAGCAGCAGCGAAAUCUCCAGCGAUUCGUCUAGCACCUCCCGCUUGCGCCUCCGCGAGAUCCUUUUCUAUGAUGACAAGGUGGCCAUCUUCAAGGCGAGGCAUGGGAGGCUGUGA